AUGAUGUCAGAUAAUUACGACGACUGCAAACACCGAUUUAAGGUCGUUCUCAUGGGUUCUCACGGUGUAGGCAAGACCAGUCUUCUCAGGAGACUAUGCAGAGACACAUUUUCUUUGACAGUCCCAGAAACUCGUGGUUUAUCUGAUCAGCCCAAACGGUUAAGAGUUUUUGAUAAAGAUAUUGUUCUUCAUUUGUGGGACACUGCAGGGACUGAAAAAUAUCGCCCGAUCAAUGCACUUUACAUAAGACGAACGCCUGGAGCAAUUAUUGCUUUUGAUGUUACGCGAAAAGAAACAUUCAAUGACUUAGGAUACUGACUGAAAGAAUUAUUCACAAAUUCAGAUGAUCCUCAAUGCAUACUUGUAGGCAACAAAAUUGAUUUAACGGAGCAGCGAGAGGUUCGCAAAGAAGACGCUGAAGAAUUUGCGAGAAAAAAUAAGCUUAUAUAUGUGGAGACGUCAGCGAAGGAUAAUGUUUGUGUAUCGCAAGCAUUCGAAAGACUGGGAGAAAUGAUUUUGGAAAAGAAUAUGAAAUCAACGCUUUCUGGGGAUAACUCAAGAAGAAGGCUAAGUUCAGUGGCGAAGCCAGUAAAGAAGGGAUGCUGUAAUUAA
Molecule: messenger RNA, 612 nt
Organism: Blepharisma stoltei
Lineage: Eukaryota; Ciliophora; Heterotrichea; Heterotrichida; Blepharismidae
Source: the annotation of a GenBank genome assembly